CUGAUUUUUUAUCUUUUAGAAUGAAAUUCCUGUAUUUUGUCCUGCAUUAACUGAUGGCUCAUUUGGGGAUAUGGUUUAUUUUCACUCUUUUCGCAAUCCAGGGCUUAUUAUUGAUAUAGCUCAAGAUAUACGCCGAAUAAAUUCAAUGGCUGUGAAGGCUUUGAAUUCUGGAAUGAUAAUUAUAGGAGGUGGUGUUGUCAAGCAUCAUAUUUGCAACAGCAAUUUGAUGAGGAAUGGAGCUGAUUAUUCUGUCUUCAUUAAUACAGGCAAUGAGUAUGAUGGCAGUGAUUCGGGAGCUAGACCAGAUGAAGCUGUAUCAUGGGGGAAAAUCAAGAAAACAGCAAAACCAGUAAAAGUUUAUGCAGAUGCAACAUUAGUCUUUCCUGUAAUUGUUGCUCAAACAUUUGCAGCAAAAUUUCAUGAAAGAAAUAAUCAUCAAUAAACUACAGUUAUUUGAUUCCAAGUUAUCAAGAAGACAGGACAAAAUGAUAAUUUAUUUUGAGGACUGCAUUCCUUCCAUGUGCUUACAUGCAUAUUUUAUAAUCACUUCAUGAGAUUUGUUACAUUCUGCUCAAACAAAGAGUCAAAAUAAAACUUUUUUAAAUAUGCCAUA
Messenger RNA from Stegodyphus dumicola, 613 nucleotides. It is a transcript of the gene Dhps, whose product is annotated as Deoxyhypusine synthase. Gene Ontology annotation, molecular function: deoxyhypusine synthase activity. NCBI's taxonomy places the organism in Eukaryota, Metazoa, Arthropoda, Arachnida, Araneae, Eresidae. The record is from RefSeq and is a predicted model, not a curated record. Gene Ontology annotation, biological process: peptidyl-hypusine biosynthetic process. Gene Ontology annotation, cellular component: cytoplasm.